Messenger RNA from Entrophospora sp. SA101, 909 nucleotides. NCBI's taxonomy places the organism in Eukaryota, Fungi, Glomeromycota, Glomeromycetes, Entrophosporales, Entrophosporaceae. The record is from the annotation of a GenBank genome assembly.
AUGAAUAAUUUAUUAUUUCAAAAACUUGAUAAAUCAAUCCUCAAAAACUUUAAAUCUGGUGGUAAAUUUGAAUUAAGAAAAUCUGGAGACAGAGGACAUGAUAAUCACGGAUGGUUAGAUACUUAUCAUACUUUUUCAUUUGCAAGUUACUUUGAUCCAAAAUAUCAAAGUUUUGGAUCAUUACGUGUAAUAAAUGAAGACAUAGUAAAACCAAAUACUGGUUUCGGUGCUCAUCCACAUCGUGAAUUUGAAAUUUUUUCUUAUAUUAUUUCCGGCGAAUUACAACAUAAAGAUUCGAUGGGAAAUGUAGAAAUAUUAAAGCGUGGCGAUAUACAAUUCACUACUGCUGGUACUGGAAUCACGCAUUCCGAAUAUAACAUUCAUCCAUCUAAAUCUGUUCAUUUCUUACAAAUUUGGGUCAAACCUAACCAAUCUCAUCUCAAACCUGCCUAUUAUACCAAGUCUUUUCCCGAUACGGUGAAACUAAAUAAUUUAACGCAUACAAUCUCUCCAUUCAACGACAAAGUUCACAAUGGUGAUGUUGAUGAAAAUUCAAAAAAUACUAUUGGAAUACACUCUGAUUUUCAUAUGUUUGCAAGUUUAUUAGAACCUAAUAAAAAAGUUGCGCAUAUUAUUCAAAAAAAUGACAUCUACAAUUUCACAAGUAAUGGUGACGUUGAUAAAAAUAACAAUGAUAGUAGUAGUGAUAUUAGAACAGUAUAUGUUCAUGUAACAUCUACCGGUGGUGAAUUAAAAGUUAACGAUGACGAGGAUCAAUUGACACCAAAUAGAACAGAAAUUCCUUCCCCGUUUCCACCUGAGUUACAUUCAUUAGCUCAUGAAUUCUAUACUAUGAGAAUAGGUAAUAAAAAAGAUGGUAAACUUUUUAUUCGUUAUCUUUAUUCGUAG